Arachis stenosperma is the source of this 4994-nucleotide messenger RNA. RefSeq names its product lysine-specific demethylase JMJ25-like. Gene Ontology annotation, cellular component: chromatin; histone deacetylase complex. Gene Ontology annotation, biological process: regulation of transcription by RNA polymerase II. NCBI's taxonomy places the organism in Eukaryota, Viridiplantae, Streptophyta, Magnoliopsida, Fabales, Fabaceae. Gene Ontology annotation, molecular function: transcription coregulator activity; chromatin DNA binding; histone H3K9 demethylase activity. Bases 116 to 4771 code for a protein of 1551 amino acids. The record is from RefSeq and is a predicted model, not a curated record. The transcript is spliced from 16 exons.
ACGGUGAAAUACUGAAAUGAACUAUACUACUUAGCUUCAAGUCCUAGCCUGCUAGGGCUCUUCAACUGAUUAUCUUUCUCUCAAUCUCUCCUCAUUAUUCCCUUUCCCGCCUCCAAUGCUGCCGGCAAGGAAGCGGCGAGGGCGACGGCCACGGACGACACAAGUUGUUAACUUUGGGACGCCGGAAAAUGAAGUUCCGAGUGAUAAUAAUGUUGACCUUGACAAAGACGCCAAAGACGAUGAUGGAGCUACAAAUUCCUCUCUUGUUCAGAACUCCAAGGGAAUGAGGCAGGACAGAAAGCGAAAGAUGGCGAAGAUUUCUAGUAACAUCGGAACUAGCAGCAGAAGCAGGGCUGAGAGUGAAGAGGAGGAAAAUGGUUAUUCGACGGCGACAGAAAGUGAACUUCCGAGUGAUAAUGUUGAGCUUGUGUUGGAUAAAGAUUCUCAAAAGGACGACGCCAACGGCAGGAGGUUCCUACUUCGGAAGCAUCAACAGGAGACACCCAAAGUCAUUAGGCGAGGCCCUAAGUUUAUUCAAGAGGAGAGCUUAAUGUGCCAUCAAUGUCAGAGAAAUGACAAAGGUGAAGUUGUGAGGUGCAAAAAUUGCAAGCGGAAAAGAUUCUGUAUACCUUGUUUGGCUACCUGGUAUCCUGGAUUAAAGCCGGAAGAUGCAGUGUUAUGUCCGGUUUGCCGUGGUAAUUGCAACUGCAGAGCAUGCUUGCGAUCUACAGCAUUAAUUAAGGCAAUGAGGCAUCAUGUGCCAAGGAACGAACAGGAGAGAUUUGAGCAUUCUAAGUAUUUGCUAAAACGGCUUCUUCCUUAUUUAAGACAGUUGGAUAAAGAACAAAUGAUUGAGAAGGAUAUAGAAGCUAAGAGGAAAGGGCUUUCACUCCCAAAGCUAAAUAUUGAAAAGUCAGAAUACCGUCAAGAUGAACGUGUCCACUGUGAUAACUGCAAGACGUCAAUAUUUGACUACCACAGAUUCUGUAGAAAAUGUUCUUUUCACCUUUGUCUUAUCUGUUGCUAUGAGCUUCGCAAUGGAGAGCUACUAGGUGGUGCAGAUCCAGAUGAGCUUGGAUUUGUCAACUGGGGUAUUAAUUAUCAGCAUGGUUGUGAUAUAAGUAGAGACAAGUCGAAUUCAGCACACGAGGAUGCUAAGCCUGACUCUAAGAAGAAUUUAGCGCAUUCUGAUGCUAAGCCUGAUGUUCGUGGAUGGUCAAGAUCGGGGUGGCAUGCAAAGAGCGAUGGCCGCAUUCCUUGCCCAAAGAAUACGUGUCGCAACAGGUUUCUUGAACUGAGAAGUGUACUUGGUCCAAAUUUUAUCUCAGAGUUAGUACACAAAGCAGAAGAAGCAGAAGCACAUAAGCUUCACAAUGCAGUUGAGAAUCCUGUUAGCUGGUGUUCAUGUUUGAGGCUCAGCAGAAACACAGAUUGUAGAAGCAAUAAUAAUACACUGAAGUCAGCUUCUCGUGAAAAUUCCAUUGACAACUUUUUGUACCAUCCUCGGGCUAUAAGUCAAAAACCUGAAGAGUUGAAACAUUUUCAAUGUCAUUGGAGUAGAGGCGAGCCUGUUAUUGUAAGCAAUGUGCUUGAACAUUCAUCUGGUUUAAGCUGGGAACCACGAGUCAUGUGGCGUGCAUUCCGAUCGUUUAAGGCCAACGGUAAUCAACAUUUGGAUAUGAAGGCAUUUGACUGCCUAGAUUGGGCACAGGGAGAUAUUAAUAUCCAUCAAUUCUUUUGUGGGUACGAAAUUGGUCGUUGGGAUAGGUGUGGUUGGCCUCAGAUGCUGAGAUUAAAUGAUUGGCCUCCUGAUUUCACGGAACGUGCACCACGUCACUAUGCAGAAUUUAUGUCUUUAUUGCCCUUUGGGGAAUAUACAAAUCCUUUUGGAGGUGUUCUUAAUCUUGCUUCUAAAGUACAUGGGACUGGUUCAACACCUAACAUGGAGCCAAAAGAAUAUAUUGCAUAUGGAUUUCCUCAAGAGCUUGGACGUGGUGAUUCUGUGGUUAAACUCCACUAUGAUAUUUCUGAUACAGUUAAUAUUUUAACUCAUACUGCUGGAAAAGUGAGGUUGACAUCUGACCAACUUAGAACAAUUGAGCAUUUGAAACGGAAGCACCAUGACCAAGACAAGAGAGAGCUCCUUGUAACUUAUCAGGAAGAAAGCAAUAUAUUAGCUGGAGGGGAUGCUUCUGAUGGUGUCCUUUGGGAUGUUUUCCGGAGACAGGAUAUUCCUGUGUUAAAGGAAUAUCUGAAAAUGCAUUUCAAGGAGUUCAGGCAUAACUAUUGCUGUCCCUUAGAUAAGGUUAUUCACCCCAUUCAUGAUCAAACGAUCUAUCUGACUGUGGGACAUAAGAGGAAGCUAAAGGAGGAGUAUGGAAUUGAGCCCUGGACUUUCAUUCAGAAGUUAGGAGAUGCUGUCUUUAUUCCAGCGGGAUGUCCAUACCAAGUUAGAAAUCUGAAGACAUGCAUCAAUGUUGCGCUUAGUUUUGUGUCUCCUGAAAGUGUUGGCGAGUGUUUUCGUUUGGCAGAGGAAAUCCGCACACUUCCGAUAAAUCAUAGGUCGAGCGAGGACAAGUUGGAGGUGAAGAAAAUGACAAUAUUUGCUAUAAACAAUGUCCUUGAAAACUUGUCAAGAGCAAGCUUGAAUGAAAAUCUGAAACCUGAAAGGAAUAUCCAAGAAAAGCAGCCGACCGGAGAAAAGGAUAAAUGGGACGAGUAUACAACCGGAGUUUUCUUGGACGUAUGUGUUGAGGAAAUAGCUUCAGGGAAUAGAGCUGACGCUGACUUCAAUGAAGAGGGAUGGAUUAAUGUGAUUGCUAAGUUCAAUGGAAAAACAGGUCGUAACUAUGACUGCAGGCAAUUGAAAGAUAAAUGGGACAUUUUGAAAGGUGACUUUAAUUUAUGGGAAAAGCUUCUUGAAAUUGGUGUGGGAUGGGAUCCUGUUAAAAAAACCAUAAAAGCAUCUCAAGAGUUUUGGGUAGCUAGAAGAAAGGAGAACCCAGAAUUUCUGAAAUUUAGGUUUCAAUGUCCUUCACACUUGGAUAAGUUGGAAGCAUGUUUUAAAGAUAUGAAGGCUAUAGGUGAUGUAGCUUUGAAAACACAUGCAGAUCCAUCAUCAGCUGAGGUGAGGGUAUGUGGGAAAGAAAAUGAGGAUAAUCAUGAAUUAAGGGCUUUUGGUGAGGGUGUUAGGGACAGUGAUAGUGUUGCUUAUGAAGAACCUCAUACUUCAUAUAGUGUGGGCUACACUACUUCAAAUGAUAAUCCAAAUAAAAGGCAGAUACAGCUAAAUGAUAAAAAACAAUUUGGUAAAGUCAAUAAGCUUCAACAUUCUGUUAGCGUGCCUUUGGAGGAAGAGGAACAUAGCAUCCCUCCGGAAGUGACACAUAGAAGAGCUACUCAAGAGAAUCAGCCCAUUCCAGACAAUGAUAAAUGGGAUGAUUUCACAAUAGGAGUUUUCUUGGAAGUAUGUGUUCAGGAAAUAGCUGCUGGGAAUAGGCCUCAUGAUGACUUUAACAAAGAGGGAUGGAACAAUGUGGUUGCCAAGUUUAAUGGAAAAACUGGUCAAAAUUAUGAUCAUAGGCAAUUGAAAAAGGAACUGGACAAUCUAAAAAAUGAUUUUACUUUAUGGGCAAAGCUUGUUGAAAAUCAAACUGGUUUAGGAUGGGAUCCUAUUAAAAAAACUGUCAAAGCACCUCCCAAAUUUUGGGAAUCCAGAAAAAAGGAGAACCCUGCAUUUCUAAAGUUUGAGCAUCAAGGUCCUCCACACUUAGAUAAGUUGGAAGCUUGCUUUGAAGAUGCUAAAGGUACAAGUUAUGUAGCUAUAUAUGCAGAUCCAUCACCAAAUGGGGUGGGGUUUUAUGGUGAAGAGAAUGAGGAUAAUCUUGAAUUAAGGGCUUCCAAUGAGGAUGAUGGGGACAGUGGUGAUGAUGUUGCUAUUGAAGAAACUCAUCAUACACAGAAUGUGCAGCAUAGGGAAUAUAAUGAGAAUAAUCCUGAAUUAAGGGCCUCUGAGGAGGGUUUCAGUGAUGUUGAUGAUGUUGCUAUUGAAGAAACUCAUCAUCAUAUGCAUAAUGUAGAGCCUAGGAAAGAGAAUGAGAAUAAUCCCGAACUAAGGGCUUCCGAUGAGGGUGUCAGUAGCGCUGAUGUUACCAUUAGGGAAGAGAAUGAGAUUAAUCCUGAAUUAAGGGCUUUUGAUGAGGGUGUCUCCGGCAGUGAUGUUGCUAUUGACAAAACUCAUGAUACGCAUAAUGUAGAACUUAGUGAAGAGAAUGAGGAUAAUCCGGAAUUAAGGGCUUCCCAUGAAGGGGAUGGUGAUGUUGAUGGCAUUGCUAAUGUGGAGCCUCUUGGAGAGAAUGAAGAUAACCUUGAAUUAAGGGCUUCUGAUGAGGGUGUUGGGGAUGGUGAUGGUGUUGCUAAUAAAGAAACUUAUCAUUCACAUAAUGCAGAGCCUGGUCCUUCAAAUAGUGUUCCGAAGAAAAGGAAGAGACUGAGGAAAGCUAAGAAGCAUUCUGGUAAAGCAGUUAAGGCAAAAGCAAAUAAUACUGCCACUGGUUUUGAAUGUAAUUUGGAUUUGGAUAGCUGUCUGACGUUACUUGGUAGUGUGCCUGGUCUCGAGAAAGGAAGUACUUUGUACUUCAUUGCCUGCCGAGUUCUUACAAAGAUUGUUAACAGGCAAACUUUUGUGCAUUUGAUGCGAGAUGAUCCUAAGUUGGCAUUUGGUUGGCUCAACACUUUUACAUUGGAGGACCUAAAGAAUUUGACUGGCUGAACACAAUGCCUUUUCUAGUUAGGAUUUAAGGCUAUGGUUGUAUGUUUUGUUUGCUAUUAGUGGUGUAUUGACUUUGAGUUGGGCCAUUGAAACUUCGAUGGUUAACUUGGUAACGGUUUAUUUUGUGAUCGAUUAUGAGUGGUUUAGUUAUUGUCAAAAAUUGUGUUUAUGAAACUCAGUUUAUACUUUAUAUCCUCACUCUAUGAUAUAACUAGUUGUGCAU